CUUUACGUUGGUUGCCAACCGCCGUUAAACACAAAGAAGAAGAAGAGGACAAGGGGGCGGAGAAAAUGUGUGUGUAGUAGAGGAGUCGAGCUGAGAGAGCUGCUUUUUCAUGAAACAGGACUAAAGUAGUGAACUUACAGGAACAUAUACCACUACCAACGUUUGGAUCGAUAUCUGCAUCGAUCUGCACACCCUUGUCUCCUGGAUCGUAGCUGAGAUCAGCGUGAACCACGAGGGUCUCUGCUCCCUGAUCUGUUUCCUGUUUGCAAAGACUUCCAGCUUCAUCACGGAGUUUCUCUCGGUUUGUGGGCUCAUCUAAAGGGGUGCAACGAUACACAAAAUUCACGGUUCGGUUCGGUUCGAUACUUUGGUGUCACGCUGAGUAACAGGAAUCUGGUGGAGCAGCAGAGGAACAAUUUUGGACUCAGCUCAACCACUACAGAGGAAACAAUGACUUCAACACAGAAGGACCAACAUGGAGCGAGAAGUCAGCGCUCUCAGGAGGCCGACAAACGUCACAGAAGACAGGGAGAGAAAACCUACAGCUGUGAUGAGUGUGGGAAGGAUUUUACCCAUGCUGGACACUUAAAAACUCACCAACUCUUCCACAGUGAUGUUAAAGCUUACAGCUGUGAUGAGUGUGGGAAGGAUUUUACCCAGGCUGGAGACUUAAAAAGACACCAACUCAUCCACAGUGGAGUUAAACCUUACAGCUGUGAUGAGUGUGGGAAGUCCUUUACCCGGGCUGGAUGCUUAAAAAGACACCAACUCUUCCACAGUGUAGUUAAAGCGUACAGCUGUGAUUUGUGUGGAAAGUCUUUUACCGAGGCUGGAGGUUUAAAAACACACCAACUCAUCCACAGUGGAUUUAAACCUUACAGCUGUGAUUUGUGUGGAAAGUCCUUUACCCAGGCUGCACACUUAAAAAGACACCAACUCAUCCACAGUGGAUUUAAACCUUACAGCUGUGAUUUGUGUGGAAAGUCUUUUACCCAGGCUGGAGGUUUAAAAACACACCAACUCUUCCACAGUGGAGUUAAACCUUACAGCUGUGAUUUGUGUGGAAAGUCUUUUACCCAGGCUGGAAGUUUAAAAAAACACCAACUCAUCCACAGUGGAGUUAAAGCGUACAGCUGUGAUUUGUGUGGAAAGUCUUUUACCCAGGCUGGAUGUUUAAAAACACACCAACUCAUCCACAGUGGAGUUAAAGCGUACAGCUGUGAUUUGUGUGGAAAGUCUUUUACCGAGGCUGGAAGUUUAAAAACACACCAACUCAUCCACAGUGGAGUAAAACCUUACACCUGUGAUUUGUGUGGAAAGUCUUUUACCCAGGCUGGACACUUAAAAAAACACCAGCUCAUCCACAGCAGAUUUAAAGCACACAGCUGUGAGUUGUGUGGUAAGGCUUUUGUUCAAAAUGGCGACUUACAGAAGCAUCUAGUUACCCACUCUGGAAUUAAGGCGUACAGCUGCGACUUUUGUGGAAAAAGUUUCAGCGACAAACACUACCGAAAUAGUCACUUACGGAUUCACAAUGGAAAUGAUGUUUAUUGCUGUGAUCAGUGUGGGAAACUGUUUGCAACAGAUGCACAUUUACGACGACACAUGUUUAGCCACACUGAGGAGAGACCUUAUAAAUGUGACCUGUGUGAGAAGACUUUUAAAUAUCCACAUCAGCUGAAAAAACACCAACAGAUCCACACCAGAAAGUAACUCUACAAGUGCAGUUACUGUGAGGAUGUAUUUAUUUUUAUCUUGUAAUUGUAACCUGACUGUUUUGAACUAGUCUGAUCAGUAAACUUAUGGAGUUAUACUGAAUGAACUGUUUGGAAAAAUGAAGAAGUAACCUGAGUUCUAAACAGUAAAAUUUAAUUGGAUGUUGGCAGAGAUGCUUUUUCUUUCAGGAUAAAAAUGUUGAAGGAAUUCCCUGACUUACACUGUCUUUGUUUAGAAGUGGAGCGACGCAGAUGGAUCCAUUUCUCAACCCUGUCAUCACUGUGGUGGUGGGAAAGAGUAUCUCUGUGAUCUUUGUGUAAAAACUUCAAUCAUCAACAGGACCUAAAACCACAUCAACGUAGACACACUGGAGACAAAAUGAACUACUGCAAAGAAUGUGGGAAAGGCUUCCACACACCAAGUACAUUAAAAAUACAUGAACUCUUCCACAGUGGGGUCAAAAAGCACAUCUGUGACCAGUGUGGGUCAUCCUUCACCACGUGAGCUUAAUGAAAAAGCAUAAGGGAAUCCACACAGGAGAGACACCAUACAAGUGCAGACACUGUGACGAAAGCUUCUCACAAUCAGGUCAUUGUAACAAACAUGAACGUUCACACAUGGAAGUGAACUUCAGCUGUGAGCAGUGUGACAAGAGCUUCAGGAAUGUCAGUUCAUACUCCGAACACAAACGAUUCCACGCUGUAAAUAAACUGUUUUACUGUUACCAAUGUGCAAAAACAUUCACUUCAUUAUCUGCUCUGUGCAAACAUCAGCCUGAUCAUGCAGGACUGAAAUCACUGGAUCACAAUGAAUCUGAAGAGAGAGAAAGAUCCUCUUCUGGUUUCAGGUCAGACUUAAAAACCUUGAGAUCAGGCUCCACAGAGUUCAGAUGGAAUCUCCUGUAAAGAGUGUCAGCUGAUGUCACACUUGGAUGUGAUGAGGUAGCUCUGAUUUCUGGAGCUGCAGUGAAUAAUCUUGAAUGUUACAUUUAGGAAGCUGCAUGUAUAGAUAUGCAUAUCAAGUUUAUGUUUUUUUCCUUUGAGGGAUUAAAUGUUAUCCUCUAAAAUGUUAUCCUUGUUACAUUUUGAUCUUUGUUCCCUUAGGACACAGUAGUGUUUAGUAGUUGUACUUGUUACUGUAUUAUUAAAGUUAUAGGAAUGUCUGUUUUUUUACCAAACUAAUAAUGUAUCAGAAUUGCAGAUAUGGAUAUAUAUUUCAAUUUCUUUCAUUUGAACUUUCUUAGUGUUUCCAAAAUUAACUUUUUUUAUGUAUUCAUUUAAUGUGUUACCUCACUUAAAUUUCAAUUUUUCAUUCAUAUUUAAACUUUUGCUGUUGUAAAAUCUUCUCUUAAAUCAUUUUCUCCCAAUACUGCAAAUAAUUUCACAGCAGUUGCACCUGCUGUGACUUUAUGUCCAGAAAAAAUAAACUCAAGCUAAAUUGGUUUUGGGCUGUACUUCCAUGUAAUACCAGUUUGUACCAGAAGAUCAACCAGUGAGUCAGUGUAACCUUUGUUCAAUUAGGCAAAGAACACAAUCUUAUUCACAGUGGCAGCAAAGAAAUGUUGAAAGUUAAAAACAGCAGCACACAUCAGGACCAUUUUAAAGAUCACAGGUGACUUUUACUUAAUUCAAAUUCUGUUAAACCUCUAUUUUUUGCUCCUCCUUUCACUUUAGUGUAUUUAGUCCUUGAAGUCCACAUGUUGUUUUUUAAUGGAUUUUGAUCCACAUGUUUGCAGCUGUUUUCUUGUUAAUUUGAAGUUUGUAUUAUGAAAUCCUGAUAAUGUUAAAGUGUUAGUUAUAUUUGAUGAAGUCUGCGUAGAGUUUAUCUUAUUAAACAGUUUGGUGUGAAAAAUAGAGAAAUGGUCUCAGAACAAGUAGUUUGAGCCAUGAUUUCAGAUUCAAACUAAUUUAACUGUUUUCAGUGGUACAUGUGGAGGUUUAUCAGAGGAGGAGACUUGGCUGUUCUCCACUCACACUGAACAAGGA
Molecule: messenger RNA, 3701 nt
Organism: Pelmatolapia mariae (spotted tilapia)
Lineage: Eukaryota; Metazoa; Chordata; Actinopteri; Cichliformes; Cichlidae
Product: zinc finger protein 708-like
Exons: 4
Coding region: 451-1713 (420 amino acids)
Biological process (GO): regulation of transcription by RNA polymerase II
Molecular function (GO): DNA-binding transcription factor activity; RNA polymerase II cis-regulatory region sequence-specific DNA binding
Source: RefSeq, a predicted model, not a curated record